AGUUUGUGGGAGUGUAUCAUUAAAUUAGUUCGAAUUAGCGUGAAACUGUUCUGUGAUGUCGAUCAAUGUCUAAAAUAUUUACUGUACACUUACUUCGUUACUUAAUAAAUUGUUUUGAUUGCCUCUUAUUCAAUAAUAGUUUAAGAAUGUGUAUUUAAAAAUAAUAGCAUGGCGGCUGCUAACGACGAGAAAAUACUAGAAGGGUUUCUCUGUCCCAUUUGUAAAGCUGACUUAAAAUCAGCGUCCCAACUAACAAGCCAUUUCGAAAGUUUACACCAGGAAGAACAGGAUGUUCUCAAGUCUCUGAAGGAUAUAUUCGGUAAAGCGAAAAAGAUUAUAUUGAACACUGAUGAUACAGACUUAAAAGAAACAUUCGAUCGUGCGUUAAAGUUUAAUCAACAGGAACAAUUUUAUUCUGAAGAAGAACAAGUUAUAGGUGUGUACCGGAGUUCUACUGACUAUUUUAAAGGUGUGAGGUCAGCGCGACUAGAGAGGUAUGCGACUGAGACCAAUAACUUGUUGAUUAGACUAGAUAAAUUAGUGUGCAAUAUGCCAGAAGAACCACACCAAAGAAAACAACAUGAACAGGAUGUUGUACCGUGGUUGGAUGGGACAUCAGUAAAACUGUGCCCAAGUUGUGCUAAAUCUUUCAGCCUGACCAGAAGAAAACAUCACUGCCGAUUGUGUGGCUCCAUUCUUUGCCACGAUUGUUCUGUCUUCCUGGACUUAAAAAUUGCUAGAGGAAUAGUCGAUCCCUCAGCUCCCCAAGCAUCCACUGAACCAGAUUCUGAUGCAGAAAAGUCACGUCUUAGAUUAUGUGAACACUGUUAUAAUCUAAUCGAGCUACGAAAACAAGUGCAAGACAGUAGAAACGCUAAGACUGUGCUAAUGACGGCGUAUGAGCAGAUGAGAAGUUUGAUGGAGCAGGCAAAGCCAGCAGUAGUCAUGUAUGAAAAAAUGUGUCAAAGUCUUUUUGAUGGUGAGACAACAUACAACCUGUCCGAUGUGAACGCAAUGCGCGGUCGUAUCGGCAAACUAGCGGAGGGCAUCGAUAUACUGAGCAAGCAGAUUGUUAAUUUACCGGCAGAACCCGGAACUAGGCUGGCGAAACUACAGAAUUCUAUUAGGCAAGCAGCUGCGCAUUAUAUAAAGGAGGAUCUAAUAUCACUACGCAAGUUACCAACAGAGGCACAAAUAGAAGAAGUUAGAAGACAAAGAUAUGAGCGCGCAGAGAAACAGAUCCAGAUGGAGCGGCGGCGGAUGGAAAUGGAACGGGCUGAGGAGACUGCCGGGCCGAGUGUUGCCAGGAUGGACCACAAUGACGUAGAUGAGGAUAACCCGCUGAUUGAGCAAAUGAAUAUUAUUAGAGGCUACAUCCAAGAAGCUAGAAAGGAACUAAAAUUUGAAGAGGUCGCGAUAUUAGAAGCGAAUCUAAAAGAUCUGAAGAAAGAAUAUCACUUGCAAAUGCUCUCUAACAAAUCCUAGUCAUUACCAAUGAAAAAUGUUAAUUUAGUAUAUUAUUGCACUUGUUUUAUAUUUAAUGUAAUAUGUUAAAUUAUUAUUGUUAGUUAUUAAAUUUGUACCUAAU
Molecule: messenger RNA, 1588 nt
Organism: Achroia grisella
Lineage: Eukaryota; Metazoa; Arthropoda; Insecta; Lepidoptera; Pyralidae
Gene: Rbsn-5
Product: rabenosyn-5
Exons: 6
Coding region: 169-1485 (438 amino acids)
Molecular function (GO): metal ion binding
Source: RefSeq, a predicted model, not a curated record